Austrofundulus limnaeus is the source of this 2741-nucleotide messenger RNA. It is a transcript of the gene scfd2, whose product is annotated as sec1 family domain containing 2. Gene Ontology annotation, biological process: vesicle-mediated transport. NCBI's taxonomy places the organism in Eukaryota, Metazoa, Chordata, Actinopteri, Cyprinodontiformes, Rivulidae. The coding region runs from base 235 to 1929 and encodes 564 amino acids. The record is from RefSeq and is a predicted model, not a curated record. The transcript is spliced from 6 exons.
GCUGACUUUAGCUCGGACUAAAAUCAAAACAAACUGAUAAAGAUGUGUAAUUUUGUGGUUGUUUGACAGCUGGCUUUAAAMGUCACCAUGGGAACGUUUGCGUGACGUGUUUACUCUGCGACGCGCCGCUUUGCCACGUCACCUUCAGGCGACUCGUUUGUUUUGGUGAAGCGACUCUAGCUGACGUUUCGUUUGUUUUCAUUGCACUUAGCUGUCGCUGCUGGUUAUUCAAACAUGUUGACGACCGAAGACUUUUCCCGCUUUCCGCUCCAGACGUGGGAGAAAGUAAAGUCGAAGGUGAAGAAAGCGGUGGUUUUCAUGGACGACAGGUGUGCAGAGGGGCUCCACUGGAGCGGGGGGGCUUCUGCCUUCUUGGAGGCUGGAGCCAGAAACAUCAAGCAGUUCUCGAGCUUCGAGGCGUGCGCUAUGAACGAGCCCAAAGCUGUGUUUGUGGUGAGCACCUUGUUGAAGGGGAGGACCGUGGAUAUUAUCAGAGACAUCAUCUCUGUCAGCCACUUCCRGUACUGCGUGGUCUUCACCUGUGUGCCGCACUCCGCCCACCUGCUCGCCAACAGGGUCCCGGCAGAGCUGGACGGUGAACCCGUCUUUCAGCAGUUCGAAGAGAAGCUCUGUGAGUGGAUGGGCAACAUGAACUACACGGCGGAGGUCAUGUACGCUCCUCUGCUCUUUGCUCCCGUUUCGCAGCAGCUGCUCAUCACACCGACCCUGUCCCAGCUGUUCCCCCUGCUGGCACCAGACCUGGCGACAAUCAACGCCAAACGACCAGAGAAGAAGAGGUUCGCCAGCCUGAACGAGGUGGACGUGCACUCUCUGCCUUUAGAGCUGCAGAUCCAAGUCAGAUCCUUAGUUUCAGCCCUAAAUGUGAUGUUCGAGGCCACAGGAACACGGGAAGAGAGCUUUGCUUUGGGUCCARUGAGCCGCAUCAUCACAGGGGAACUGGCCAAUCACGCUCAGUCCAAAACCAGAAGGAAGACUGCUCCUAACAAAGCAUCUAUCAUAUUUGUGGACCGAACAAUGGAUCUUGCAGGAGCUGUUGGUCAUCAUGGAGAUAACCUGGUCGAGAAGGUUCUCACGGUUCUGAAGCUCUUGCCUGGUCAUGUGACUGAUGUGCAAGUAGACAUGUUGGAGCUCACAAGUCUGAAGCAAACCCCUGACUCCAAGAACAUCCUGGCCCCUGGCUGCCUUGCACAGACCCAGUCAUCAACAGCAUUGUCACUGUGGGAGGCCAUGCUGACCAGUAAACACAAAGAGGCGGUGAUGGAGGUCCGUCGGCACCUGGUGGAGGCGGCCAGUAAAGAGAAKCUGCCCGUCAAGAUGAGCAUGGGUCGUGUGACUCCUGAGCAGCUGUGUUCCUACAUCAAGCUGUUCCAGAGCAAUUGGGAGGCUCUGGAGAGUCACUGUGGGGUUCUCCAGCUGGGCCUGGCCACUGCCCAGACACUCAGACACCCCAGCCUGGCCCAGUGGGACACCUGUCUGGCCUUCGAAAGGCUGCUGCUGCAGACUCUUGGGAACUCUGACUUUCCUGCUGUGCUGAGGCAGUUACUGCCCCUGAUGAAGCCCUGGGACAGUGCAUCCUCUGGGUCCAGGCUCAGGGAGGACAAGUUUGGACCAGAUGAGCUGAUCCUCCUUCUCAUCUAUGUGUACUCUCUGGCUGAUGAGGCUCAGCACACAAAGCGAGCUGCAGAAGAGGAGCAGGAGGAGCUGGAGAAGCUGGAGCGGGAGCUAAUAGGAGCGCUCACCCUGGUCAUCACGCAGGAGACAGAACUCAGCCCUUUGCUCCAGAAACUCACAGAAACUUGUGGCCACCAAAGAGGUCUUAGUGGUUCAAAACAAGUCAUUUCUUUCUGGAUCUCACAUCAUGUUUGUCCUCUUUGUUCUUUGACACCAUCAAGGCUCUGUACAUCAUAAAACAUAAGAAUCUGUUUUUAUUCUGCAAAGUUGAAGGAAAGUGAUCAUCCAGGUCAGGAUACGUCCAUAUGUUUGUGUGCUGGUGAUGUAUUGAUGGAUCAGCCAGUAAACAGAACCUUCAUCGCAAAUAUCAGUUGAGUUUAUUGCUCUGGGUUCAGAUCUGCUACGUUCAUUGUGUUUACUUGUUUUUCAGGUGUCAAGUGAAAGCCACAGCUCUGUCCCACAAUUACAUGUGUAUCCCCUCACUCUGACCAGGCAAUCAUAGCUUUGCAGAGUCAAUAAACAGCUGCACAUGAACUUGUUCACACAUACACAGUUCUGUGCCCAGAACUUAUGGAAAGUGAUCUCUUACAUUGGCUUUUCUCACACACAGCAGACACUCAUGUUUCUUCUCUGUUUGUCUUUGUGUGCUUUUUUCUAACUUUGGCCAAAGUACAACAAGCUGCUGCCUCUUCAGGCUUAAUCCUGAAUUAGAUUAUUUACUGUUAAAAUGAACUGAUUGGGGUUUCCCAAUGGUUUGUGGUAAUUUUUAGACAUCAAAUCAGGUAUUGGACAGUUUAUGAUGUUGAUUUAGUUGUUUAUGGCCCCAUAAUUACAGAAUAAUAACUUAAUGCUGUCUUGUUGCACAAUACAUUCCACUAUAUUUUGGAAAAAGAAAAAAUGACUCUGUUUACAAGAAUUGUGAUACAAAGUUUUCAUUUUGUGUCCAUACCUAAAAAUAUCUUUCUAAAAGUAACAUUUCCUGUUGUGGAAAUGUUUAUAUACCAAAUAACAGAAAUAUUAUGAAGAAUAAAAGAACUUUGUAGAAUUGU